GCGCUGACCAUUCGCAAUCGAACUGUUGCCGCGAGCGGUUGGUUGAGUUUUGUUUUCGAUCGUUCAAACUUGAAUUUAACGCGUUUGGAAAUUUUACAAACCAUUUUAAGUGUUAAUUGUAAAGUGGUUUUUUGAUAAAGUGCAUGUAUACAUACUAAACACAUAUGUACAUAUAUACACCGUGAAAUAAUUAUUUACUUUGUUGAUUAGUAGGCGCACAUUUGUAGGCAUAUUGUGUACUUAAGUGCAUUAUUAUUAUUUUUUUGUGAUUUGUUGUAUAGACUUACUUAAAUCUUGUAUUUGUAUGUAUGUAUAUGAACAGACCGGAUUUAAAAAUAUCGUAUAAAAUAAACAGAAGAAAAGUUCAAGCAUAAAUUAAAAGUAAAAGAAAUCGAAAGAUAACAAGAUGACGCGACGGCUUUGUGUAGCUGCGCUUGGACUUCUACAAAUUGUGGCGUUCGUAUAUGCGGCGGGCCACUAUUCAGUUAUCGGACCCGGCACCAUUCGUUCCAACUUCAAAUACAAUGUCGCUGUGUCUGUGCAUAAGGCUGAGGGACCCUGCAAAAUCGAUGUUGCCAUUACAGGUCCCUCGUACAAUGAGACAAAAACCGUCGAAGUGCAGCCAAUGUCAACGGAAAAUGUGGAAUUCAAUGUGCCCACACUAAAAGAGGGCGACUAUAAUCUUACGGCAAAAGGUGUUUCUGGCAUUACUUUUGAAAAUACGACGAAGCUGAAUUAUGCCGACUACAAACCCGCUAUUUUCAUACAAACUGAUAAGGCCACCUAUAAGCCGGGUGAUUUGGUGCAGUUUCGUGUGCUAUUUUUGGAUGCUAAUACGCGUCCGGCCAAGAUUGACAAGCCUAUUACAAUACUGAUUAAUGAUGGCGCACAGAACCGCAUCAAACAGCUGAAAGAUGUGAAGCCGACCAAGGGUGUUUAUACCGGCGAAUUUCAGCUCUCCGAACAGCCUGUGCUUGGCAAUUGGAAUAUCGAUGUACUCAUCGAUGGCCAGAAUCCAGAAACGAAAUCAUUUGAGGUGGCCAAAUAUGUAUUGCCCAAAUUCGAAGUGUCCAUUGAGACUGCCAAAGAUGUGGCCAUUCCUGAUGGCGUCAUUAAGGUGACCGUACGCUCAAAGUAUACCUACGGCAAAGCGGUAAAAGGCAAAGCAUCGGUUUCGAUUAAACCAAUAUAUCACUAUUAUGGCAACAACGAUCACAUGCAAGCAAAUAAAACUAUCGAUGUCGAUGGCAAGGGUCAUGUAGAAUUUGACUUGACUAAGGAAUUAGGCAUAUCUAAAGAACACAGUUAUGUGCCGCCACUUAAAUUAUUGGCCAUCAUGGAAGAGGAACUCACGGGGAAUAAACAAAAUGCCACUGCAACAGUUAACUUACACUCGGAACGUUAUCGCAUUGAGGGCGUCGAUGUGCCAUAUACCUACCAUCCGGGUAAACCGAUAAAAAUUACGGUUGUUGUGAAGAAUGUGGACGGCUCGCCGGUGCGCGAUACAAAGAAUAAGGCAAAAUUGAUUGUAGAUCCACCGCGUAACUAUAUCCUUCGUGGUUUCCGUGGCGAACCGAACGCUGAGGCCACAACUGAAAAGCCAGAAGAUAUGACUUUGGAAUUCGAGUCGAAUUUGGAUGAACACGGCAUGGCGUCUUUUGAGUUUACGCUACCCGAAACUGACCGAUACUUCUCGAUUAAAUGCCAAUUUUUGGAUACAUCAACGUACCUGAAUUCAAUAUCGAAAUUUACACAAACCAUUGAUGCGCCGGAAUUGUUGAAGUUGACAGUGAAUACGGAAAAGCCACGUCUUGGUAAACCCGUUACAGUUGAAGUGAAAUCCAGUGAAAGUAUUCCAUACUUUGUUUACACCAUUGUGGCGCGCGGCAAUAUUGUUAAGUCGGAACACGUAGACGUGCCUGAAGGACGCAAGUCGCAACUCAUUAAAUUCUUGCCAACUUUUGAAAUGGUGCCGAAAGCAAACGUGUACGUUCAUUUUGUCUUCAAUAAUAAUUUAGUCUUUGAAGAGAAGUCUAUCGCAUUCGAGAAGGAAUUCGAAAACUCGAUCGACAUCAGCGCUCAGCCGCAAGCCAAACCUGGCGAUGAUGUGCAACUCCAAAUCAAAACCGAUCCUGAAUCAUUUGUUGGACUGUUGGGUGUCGAUCAAAGUGUACUGCUGCUUAAAUCCGGCAAUGAUAUCAACAAAGAUCAAAUAUUCAAUAGUUUGAGCAACUUUGAAGCCAAUACACCAUGGAUGCGUGGCUAUGGACGCUAUCCGGGCCAAGAGUCUGGUGUGGUAACAAUGACAAAUGCAAAUUAUCCCUACAAUGAUGAGGCUCAGCUUACAUAUUGGACCAUCUCUCCGAUACCAGAAGAAGAGCUUAUUUUCCAUGAUAUUGAUAUUAUUGCCGCAGAAGCUGCAGAAGCCGCUUUUAGAGAAAAUGCCAUAGAUGAUAUAGCAUAUUUUGCGGCGCAUUUACAUGAGCGACGUGUACACCCCCCGAUACAAAUCUUCUAUCAUAUCAGGCCUUUAGCUCUCGGUCGGCCUGUCCCUGCAAUGGCAGCAUUUGAUGGUUUUAUUCCUACAACUUCACCACCAGUGUUUUAUGCAACUACCUCAGCAAGCCCAAUUGACGCAAAUAUAAAUGCAAAGAUUCGUCAAGAAUUUGCUGAGUCAUGGAUUUUCGAUAACAACGACAUCACUGAUGGCGAAAGUUUCUCACUGACCAAGAAGAUACCUGAUACGAUUACCUCUUGGGUUGUUACUGGCUUUUCCUUGAAUCCCAAGAGUGGUUUUGCGCUGACGGCAGAUCCAACGAAAAUACAAGUUUUCCAACCAUUUUUCGUUUCAACCAAUUUGCCAUAUUCGGUAAAGCGCGGUGAGGUCAUUGCCAUACCUGUCAUCAUUUUCAACUACAUGGAAAAGGCUUUGGACGCAGAGGUAGUCAUGGACAAUACAGACAAAGAGUACGAUUUCGUCGAGGCUACCAAUGAGAUUGAGGAUAAUCCCUUGGAUGUGAUAAAACGCACUAAACGUGUGUCGAUUCCAUCCAAUACUGGCAAGAGCGUCUCCUUUAUGAUACGUCCGAAGAAAGUUGGUCAGGUUACCUUGAAAAUAACAGCCACUACACCGCUAGCAGGCGAUGCUAUUCACCAAACGCUCAAAGUUGAACCCGAAGGCGUGACGCAGUACGAGAAUCGUGCCGUUUUCAUUAAUCUGAAAGAUAAACCAGAACAUAGCGAAAAAUUGAGUAUUGAUGUGCCCGCCAAAGCUGUACCCGAUUCCGAGUACAUUGAAUUCUCAGUGGUGGGUGAUUUGUUGGGUCCAACUGUUAAAAAUCUUGAUAAAUUGGUGCGCAUGCCCUAUGGCUGUGGCGAACAAAAUAUGGUGAAUUUCGUACCGAACAUAUUAGUUUUGCGUUACCUGGAAGCUAUCGCACAGAAUAUGCCGGCGAUUAAGGAAAAGGCGAAGAAAUUCCUCGAUAUUGGUUAUCAACGCGAAUUAACUUAUAAACAUGAUGAUGGGUCAUACAGUGCCUUCGGUAAAUCUGACAAAUCCGGCAGCACUUGGCUGACCGCAUAUGUGGUACGUUCAUUCCAUCAGGCUGCUAAGUACACUGACAUUGAUCCCAAAAUUAUUGUUGCGGGAUUGGACUUUUUGGCAUCGAAGCAGGCGCCAAAUGGCAGUUUCCCAGAAUAUGGUAAACUAUUUGACUCCGCGCAUCAGAAUGAGUUGGGAUUGACGGCAUUCGUGCUGUUGGCGUUUCUGGAAAAUGAGGAAUACAUACCUAAGUAUCAGGCAGCCAUCGAAAAUGGCCUUAAAUACCUAUUGGAGAACGUAGAUCAGACGGAUGACCAGUAUGCACUCUCUAUUGCCGCGCUGGCUCUACAAAUUGCCAAGAACCCUAAGGCUGACAAAGCUCUGACCAACCUACAAAGCCUUGCCAAACAAGAGAACGAUCGUAAAUGGUGGUCAAAAGCCGAAGCGCCUAAAAAAGAAGAAGAACCAAUUUGGAGUUGGCAUCCACACAGCAAUGAUGUCGAGAUCACUUCCUAUGUGCUGCUCGCUUUGCUGGACAAGGAAGGUGCCGUGAAUGCUUUGCCCAUUAUCAAAUGGUUAAUAUCUAAGCGCAACAGCAAUGGUGGUUUUGCUUCAACACAAGACACGGUUGUCGGGUUGCAGGCGCUCAUAAGCUUCGCCGAGAAGACCGGCUCUGGUAGUGGUGAAAUGGAUAUCGAUUUUGUUUCAAGCGGCGGCGAAGAGAAUAAAGGCAAUAUUAAAGUGAACGCGGAAAAUUCGUUGGUGUUGCAAACACAUGUGCUCCCCAAGACCACACGGCAAGUCGAUUUCACCGCCAAGGGCAAAGGUUCAUCUAUGGUACAACUAUCUUAUCGUUACAAUUUAGCUGACAAAGACAAGAAACCUAGUUUUCAAGUAAAAACAAAUGUUAAAGAUGAUAAAGCAUUAUUAGUUGUCGAAGUUUGUGCCGAGUACGUGCCCGACAGCGCUGACGGUGAGCAGAAAGAGUCCAAUAUGGCCGUUAUGGAGGUUAGCUUACCAUCCGGUUACACUGCGGAUUCCGAAGGCUUCGAAAGCAUCGAAUCGGUGGAUCGUGUCAAACGCGUCGAAACGAAGAAUUCCGAUUCAACGGUAAUUGUGUACUUUGAUGGUUUAGCGCCACACGAUGCCAAGUGUGUGCCUGUCAAGGCUACCAGAACACAUGCGGUGGCAAAGCAAAAGCCUGCAGCUGUCAAAGUGUAUGACUACUAUGAUAUGAAUCGUCAUGCAACCGAAUACUAUCAAGUGCAGUCGUCGCUUUGUGAUAUUUGUGAGGGCGCUGAUUGUGGUACGAAGUGCCAAGAAGCGAAUGGGCUUCAACGUGCGCAAUAAAUUUAUUGUAUAAAUAAAAAAAUGUCAAUUUUUUUUUUGUAAUUCAUAUUAUGAAAUGUGUGCCAAAUUUUUUGGAAAUUUGUAUAAAUGCGUAAAUUUGUACUAAAGUUACUGAAAACAAAUUUUUGUAAACCAUUAUAAAAAGUGUGUGAAAUAAAGAGAAAUGAAGAUACAAUGAA
This is a messenger RNA of Rhagoletis zephyria (snowberry fruit fly), 5070 nucleotides long. It is a transcript of the gene Tep2, whose product is annotated as Thioester-containing protein 2. Gene Ontology annotation, cellular component: extracellular region. The record is from RefSeq and is a predicted model, not a curated record. NCBI's taxonomy places the organism in Eukaryota, Metazoa, Arthropoda, Insecta, Diptera, Tephritidae. Gene Ontology annotation, molecular function: endopeptidase inhibitor activity.